Messenger RNA from Apus apus (common swift), 1909 nucleotides. RefSeq names its product hydrogen voltage gated channel 1 (gene HVCN1). Gene Ontology annotation, molecular function: voltage-gated proton channel activity. The coding region runs from base 912 to 1631 and encodes 239 amino acids. Gene Ontology annotation, biological process: proton transmembrane transport. The record is from RefSeq and is a predicted model, not a curated record. NCBI's taxonomy places the organism in Eukaryota, Metazoa, Chordata, Aves, Apodiformes, Apodidae. The transcript has 5 exons. Gene Ontology annotation, cellular component: plasma membrane.
GAGCGGGAGCCCCGCCGGGCUGGGGGGGUGGUUGCCUGCUGGGAGGCAGCGGGAGCGGCUUCGGAGCGCUCUGUGGGCCGGGCAGUCGGGCCAGGUUGUCCGAAGAGGUACCCACAGGACAGGCUGAAGCUGGGGUGCCCCAGGGUGAGGUCGAAUCUGGGGAGCAGGGGAGGGCGGGAUUGCCCGCUAGCCUGGCUGAACUGCAGGGAUCACCUGCUUAUUUUGUCUGUAGAGGCUGAAAUAAGGGGGGGCCCUGAUGUUGAGGAAGGAAAAUUAUGGCUGUUCUUCAGCUUGGUGGUGUGGCCGGAGGGUGAGGAGGCUGCAGCCACAGCCACCCAAAGGGAUGAAGACAGCUCUGGGAGCACAGCAGAGGCUUUGUCUCAGACCUAACACAGCAGCCUGGGAGAGCACAUGGAGGAGUUGAAAUCACCUGCUUCCAGCUUCUAACCGGCAACCUCCAUCCCUCGGUGUCUAACAGAAACACAGUGGCUCUUUCCAACAGGGUAUCAGCAGCUGCCUCCUCUGGCAUCACGAGAUGCAAGAUAAGGGCUGGCGGGUUUUUUUUUCUCCUGUAAUCGAUGCUUUAUCUUGAAAUGUUUGGAAAUACCUCACAAGGAAGUUUCUCGUUGUAGAGCAGCACCACGGGGUGCAAACAGCACCAGGGAGGGAGGCGGGGGCUCUGCAGCACGCGUGGGAGGUGAUGCAAAACAAGCAGCAGCACCGUGAAGCAAUUUCCCGUCAGCGGAUCCGGUCCACGCCACCCGUGUCUGAACCAAGUGUCAUGCUCUUGUCAUGUUUGUUGGGGUGAAACGAGGGGGAUUUGGCAUCCUUGGUCAGCCCUGAGCGGGGAGGUGACACUCUGCUCUUGUCCCUCAGACGUUGGCAGGGUGAUGCUGGCUUGAUCCAGAGCCAUGUCCAGGUACCUGAAGCACUUCACCGUGGUGGGUGACGACCCUGUGCAGUGGAGCAACAACUAUCAGAAAUGGGAAGAGGAGGAGGAUGCUGGGGAGAAUGGAGAGAAGCAGCCAGAUUCAGAGAUCAAGCUGGAGCCCACCAGGAGCCGUGUCUCCUUCCAGGACAUGAUGAAAAAGCUCUUCAGCUCCCACAGGUUUCAGAUCCUGAUUGUCUGCUUGGUCAUCCUGGAUGCCUUGUUGGUCCUUGGGGAAUUGCUUAUGGACUUGAAAAUCAUCCUCCCAGACAAAUAUAAUAUAACCCCAAAGGUUUUCCACUACCUCUCCCUUUCCAUUUUAACCAUCUUCCUGGUUGAGGUGGGGUUUAAAAUCUUCGUCUACCGCUGGGAGUUCUUCCACCACAAGUUUGAAGUGCUGGAUGGGAUCGUUGUCAUCGUGUCCUUCAUCCUUGAUAUCAUCCUUAUCUUCCGAGAGCACGAGUUUGAAGCUAUUGGGCUCCUGAUCCUGCUGCGGCUGUGGCGGGUGGCCAGGAUCAUCAAUGGAAUCAUUUUAUCAGUGAAGACCCGCUCUGAACAACAAGUGUCCAAGCUGAAGCAAGCAAACCUGCAGCUGGCAACAAAGGUUGAACAACUGCAACACAGCUGUGUAGAGAAGGAGCAAGAAAUUGAGAGGCUUAACAAGAUACUAAAGCAGCACGGACUCGUCAGCGAGCAAAAAUAGGAGGCCAGUUUUCUGAAGUGGGGGAGUCUGCCCAGGAGAGUGCAGUGUUGAAACCUACCAGCUUGACCUGAAAGGUUUUCCUGUCUCUCUGCUUUCUCUUGUAUAGUGUUGUCUAUAAACAUUUUCUAUUUGGCCACUCUUUGAUUAGAUCUUGGGAUUGCAAACAGUUUCACUGGGGAGUGAAUCACAGGUGCUCCCUGUAAGCAGUGAUUUCAUAAGACCUCCUUGUACAGUUGAAACUGCAAAGUAAUUUAAUAAAGACACAUCUUUACAUGCUA